UCCGCCUCUUGAGGCCUGCGCCACGUAAAGCCUGGUGCUUGCGUAGCAGGGAGCCGGUCUGUGUGCUCAGCGCCGAGGGUGGGAGCGGUUGCCCGGGGCUGACGCCGACCUGGUCAUGUCUGCCGGACUCAGCGAGCAGCAGAAGCAGCGGAUUGAGGAGAACCGGCAGAAGGCGCUGGCCCGCCGGGCCGAGAGACUGGCCCUGGCUGCGGCUCCCGGUCCCAGCCCCAGCCCCCCUCGGCCCGUUGCCCCUGCGCAGCGAGAUGUGUGCGCGUCCCGGGGGGAGGCCACCGUCAGGCCCGAGCCCCAGCAUCACGCCGCAGCAGUCGCGGCCACCGUCACCCCGGGCAGCGGGCGGGAGCGACUGUCCGUGGCCCCGGGUGUCCUCAGCGGCAGGUGUGUGAGGCACGACCCGCGGCGCUUCCGAGUGGAGGUUGGCUUCAAUCCCGCGCUGCUGGCCGUCUUCAAGAGCAUCCCGAGCAGACAUUACGAUGUAGCCAGCAAGAUGUGGAACUUCAGCAUGGAUGAUUAUGACAACUUGAUGGGCCUGGUAAAGCACAUUCCAACGGUUGUGUUGAAACCAUUAGAUGGAGUGCUAGAAACGGAUGGUGUCACCAGUGAUACACCGAAAGCCAGGAGGCGGCGCAGUGUGUCACUUACCGUAAGCAAACUGGUGACAGCAGGAAAGAACUGGAAAAAGCCUGCUGCGGGGAUACAGGGGCGAUUCAUCCUCAUCUCCAGGUCCCGCUGUGAGGUCGAGGUUGCUUAUCAUGCAGAGGUGCUGAAUGUCUUCAAACAGAUGAAUUCCAGGAAUUAUGAUAUGAAAACGAGAAGGUGGAGUUUCCUCCUGGAGGAUUACAGAGUGCUGGUUGAGGAACUGUCGAAGAUCUCCACUGUGCAGGUGGAGCCUCUGCCCCGUGGCAUUCUGGAGGUAUUCUUGACCCAGUUUGAAAAGACCUGCCCAGAGCCUUCGUCCAUCCCAGAGGCUGAUCUCUCUCAUGUCGAUUCCAAAUUGGUUCAGAGCCUAAUGCCUUUCCAGAGGGAUGGAGUGAAUUUUGCGAUUUCUCGAGAGGGUCGUUUGCUGCUCGCUGAUGACAUGGGGCUUGGAAAAACCCUGCAGGCGAUCUGCAUUGCUGCAGUUUAUCGUAAAGAGUGGCCAGUGCUUGUGGUGGCUCCAUCUUCAGUACGAUUCACCUGGGCACAGGCUUUCAGCCAUUGGCUGCCCUCCGUGGAUGCUGACACCAUCAACGUGGUGAUGACAGGCAAAGAUGGCCUCUCCUCUUCCAACAUCAACAUCAUCAGCCAUGACCUGCUCGCCAAAUUCAGCAAGCAGCUGAAGGAGAGACAGUUUCAGGUCAUCAUUGUGGAUGAGUCUCAUUUUCUGAAGAACAUGAAGACUGCACGAUGCAAAGCUGCCCUUCCUCUUCUCCAGGCUGCAAGGAGGCUGGUGCUGUUGUCUGGGACACCAGCACUGUCGAGACCCGCGGAGCUGUACAGCCAAGUCACUGCCAUCCGUCCCUCCCUCUUCCCCAGCUUCCACCAAUACGGAAUGCGUUACUGUGCCGCCAAGCAGUUACCAUGGGGAUGGGACUACUCUGGAUCAUCUAAUCUGCUCGAACUACGACUCCUCCUGCUGGAAUCAAUGAUGGUGAGACGGCUGAAGUCUGAUGUUCUGACACAGUUGCCUGCCAAGCGACGAAAGGUGGUACUUGUGGAGCCUGAGGGUUUGAGUGCCAGAGCCAGGGCGGCACUGGAGGCAGCUGCAAACGAGGUGGCCAGAGGCCACAAGACGAAACGUGAGCAAAAGGAAGCGAUGCUGCUUUUCUAUAAUCGCACAGGAGAAGCUAAAGUUCGAUCCAUUGUAGAUUAUGUGUGUGAUUUACUCGAGAGUGGUCGGGAGAAGUUCUUGGUGUUCGGACAUCAUCGUCUGGUUCUGGAUGCAUUGUGUACAGCUCUGGAAGUAAAGGGGAUUGCGUUUAUCCGCAUUGAUGGCUCCACCUCUUCAUCUGAUCGCCAGUCCCUGUGCGACCACUUCCAGUCUUCUCAGACACGCUGUAUCGCCGUGCUGUCCAUCACAGCCGCCAACAUGGGCCUGACUCUCUCAUCUGCUGACCUGGUUGUCAUCACAGAGCUUUUCUGGAACCCUGGUACCCUCUUUCAGGCAGAAGACAGAGUGCACCGCAUCGGGCAAACAAGGUGUGUGGAUAUUCACUACCUGGUGGCCAGAGGCACUGCAGACGAUUACCUCUGGCCCAUGAUUCAGGAGAAGCUAAAGGUCCUUGGAGAAGCUGGACUAUCAGGAAACAAUUUUUCGGAGUUUGAAACCACUGAUUAUUUUCACCAGGGUCAGAAACAAACAAAGCUGAUGGACUUCUUCCAGCUGAAUUUGGUUGAUUCUGAAGAGGCCAGUGACGAAGCUCUUCUCCUUGAAGCUGCCGACCUGUGUAUCGACACUGUCGAGCAAACUGAUCAAGCAGAGACUCCUGUUAAGAAGAAAAAAAUUGAUGAAUAUUUUGGGAAGUAGUGGAAAAAGCUUGUAUUAAGUGAUUGGUCUUUAAUUCAGCUUGCAUUGUGUGUAAGCGCUGUUCUGCUCUGCGCCCAUGCACUCCCUCUACUGAUUGCACAACUUGUAAAUAAAUGACUGAACUGGAGCAAUGGGUUGUUGGAGUGAAAUUGGUCUUGAGCAGGGUCAUCGAACUGAAAUUUGCAGCAGGCCUCUGAGUUGCAUCUCUUCGGUCUUUUAAAAAAAACAAUAAUGCUGAGACCUAGAAUAUGUUUCAUUGUCUUAAUGAUCAGUGGAAUGUUUAAUGCAGAAUGAGGUUUCAAUUAUAAUAAAACUAUUUUUA
Molecule: messenger RNA, 2846 nt
Organism: Mobula hypostoma (lesser devil ray)
Lineage: Eukaryota; Metazoa; Chordata; Chondrichthyes; Myliobatiformes; Myliobatidae
Gene: smarcal1
Product: SWI/SNF related, matrix associated, actin dependent regulator of chromatin, subfamily a-like 1
Exons: 16
Coding region: 116-2524 (802 amino acids)
Biological process (GO): replication fork processing; DNA repair
Molecular function (GO): ATP-dependent chromatin remodeler activity; ATP binding
Source: RefSeq, a predicted model, not a curated record